This is a messenger RNA of Entrophospora sp. SA101, 516 nucleotides long. The record is from the annotation of a GenBank genome assembly. Lineage: Eukaryota; Fungi; Glomeromycota; Glomeromycetes; Entrophosporales; Entrophosporaceae.
AUGUCUGGUUUUGAUAUUACAACUAUUAUUCAUGAUGGCGACAAAAAAAGACAAUUACCUAAACCUUUUAAUAAUCGUCCUGGGGCUUGGAGAAAUUUUAAGAAGAGACCUGAAUCGUUGGCUGCUAAAGUCUGGAAUGCGGUAAGAAAUGAUGGCACUCCCGACGAAGAGAAAUUUUUAGGCAUAACUACUCGCAAAGUAAAAAAUCUUCAAACCCGGGAUCAAUUCAAUCUGUGGCGUAAUAAUAUUAUCACAAUGUAUAAAAAAGAAAAAAACUUUGAUAUGCUCUUCAUCUAUCAAAAAGGAUAUGAAUAUGAAGAAUAUUAUAUUCCGGGUGAUUGGAUAAGUUUCAAGAAACAUCAAUUACAACAAAGAUUGAGUAAUCAUCUUAAAGAGUUGUUAAAAGAACAAGGCUAUAGAGUAGUUUGUGGGAGAUCUUGGUAUGUUAUGGUAAAAUGGAUUGAGAAUCCAGAUUAUUAUGCAAAUCUCACAUAUCCGAAUAUCGUUAGAAUAUAA